Cannabis sativa is the source of this 1765-nucleotide messenger RNA. RefSeq names its product E3 ubiquitin-protein ligase SIS3. Gene Ontology annotation, biological process: sugar mediated signaling pathway. The transcript is spliced from 10 exons. The record is from RefSeq and is a predicted model, not a curated record. Lineage: Eukaryota; Viridiplantae; Streptophyta; Magnoliopsida; Rosales; Cannabaceae. Bases 289 to 1422 code for a protein of 377 amino acids. Gene Ontology annotation, molecular function: ubiquitin-protein transferase activity.
AAUUAGGGGUUAAAAUAACGGCACCGUUAGUUCUUCUUAUUCUGUUUUCCCUACGAGUCUCUCUCAGUACUGCUCCACUCUUCCAUUCCACCUUCUCCUUUCUCUCUCCACUUCACUUUCUCUCUCUACACCUCUCUUUCCCCUUACUACCACUCCAUGGAAUUCAGCAUUUAGGAACCCAGUUUUCCAAAGAUUCUUAUUCCAAUUUCAAGCAUUUCCUUCUUGAAAUGAAGAUCCUCGAUUCUUGGGCUUCUUCACACUAGGGAUUGUCAUCUUACUUCCUUCUCCAUGGCCAUUAGAGGCGUUGAUUUCAAGUGGUACGAUGGGUUCUUCCUGUCUAUGCUCGCGACUAGUGUUGUUAUUGUUGCUAUUAAUUGGAAGCGUUAUCAUGGUUGUACGUACCCAUUGAACAUAUGGAUUGUGGUUGAUUACACCGUGGUGUUUGCUUUUCGUUUGCUUAUGUUCGUAGAUAAUGGACUUGCUGCUGGAAUGGGUUUGGAUUUUGGUUGGCAGCAGAGGUAUGCUCGUUUUUGUGGAAGAGUAGUGGUACUCUCCAUACUUUCUCUGCUACUCUACCCAUUUCUCUGGGCUUGGACAGUAAUUGGUACCCUGUGGUUUAGAAGAGGGAAAGUUUGUUUGCCAGAACAAGGUCAGAAAUGGGGCUUCCUUAUUUGGUUACUUUUUAGCUACUGUGCACUCCUCUGCAUAGCUUGUAUGUCAUUUGGCAAGUGGUUGACACGGAGACAGGCACACUUAUUACGUGCACAACAAGGAAUUCCUAUUUCAGAGUAUGGGGUACUUGUUGACAUGGUUCGUGUCCCUGAUUGGGCAUUUGAAGCUGCAGGUCAAGAAACAAGAGGUAUGGGCCAAGAUGUUGCUACCUACCAUCCAGGAUUAUACUUGACUCCAGCUCAGAGGGAAGCAGUCGAAGCAUUAAUUCAGGAACUUCCUAAGUUCCGCCUAAAGGCCGUCCCAACUGAUUGCAGUGAGUGUCCAAUCUGCUUGGAAGAGUUUCAUGUUGGCAAUGAGGUUCGUGGGCUUCCUUGUGCUCACAACUUUCAUGUGGAAUGCAUUGAUGAGUGGCUUCGACUGAAUGUAAAAUGUCCUCGGUGUCGCUGCUCGGUCUUCCCAAAUCUUGACCUUAGUGCCUUGUCUAAUCUCCGUGCUGACUCUGAACGAUCAUCUGUCCCUAUUAUGAUGACUAGUCGUUACAUAAGAGACCAAUCUCCCAGUCAGAGCUAUUUUUUAAGAAUGCACGGUCUGCUUCACCCUGUCCAUUCAGAAAAUGCUGGAACGGGGAAUGAUGCAGAUAGUGACUUGGAAUCUGGGGCGGAUGUUGGUCCUCGUAGUCGAUCAAGCAUGGAGCUGAUCACAUCUAAUUUACACAUUCCACCUGGUCAGUCCACUCCACCAGAACGCUAAACCUGUCUGCUGGAUUAUUUUUCACAAAAUUUUAACACUUUUUCUAACCCUUUGCUGAGGAAAGAUAAAUGAUAUUUUGUCAAUACCAUGACCAUCGCAUGGUAAGUUCUUGUGCUGGUCAUUGCAUACUUAGUUGGAGAAAUUAUAUCUGUAAAUUGUAAUGAAGAAAACUGCAUCAUUGCUCCACUAGUAUAUGGAUUAUAGGAAAACUCGGGGAAAACAGUGCCCUUAUUUUUUUUUUCCUUUUGGUAACCAGUGUAGAAUAAAUUUGUAGUGUUUGUGGCUGCAAUUGCUUUACUGUAAUUUUCUUGGUUCUUUAUAUACCUUUUGGGAUUUUUUUAUA